CGGCGGUUCCUGUCCUUGCUACAUGACUUGCCAGUGCUUGAGACUGCGGUCCAACUGCGCUGCCGCUGCCGCCGCCGGUGGUACCGCCGCCACCGCUGCUGCUGCCGCCGCCUCGGCCACCGCCGCUCCGCGGGCUGCUCCCUCGGCCGCUGCAACUUUUCCCCUCAGACUAGUGUGUGAUGUUGGACAUGGGAGAUAGGAAGGAAGUGAAAAUGCUGCCGAAAUCCUCCUUUAGCAUAAACAGCCUGGUGCCCGAAGCCGUCCAGAGCGACAACAACCACAGCAGCCACAGCCACCACAACAGCCACCAUCCCCAUCAUCACCACCACCACCAUCACCACCACCACCACCCGCCGCCGCCGCAACAGCCUCAGCGAGCAGCCGCGGCCGAGGAAGAGGACGAGGAGAAGGGCCAGCUCCUCCUGCCGCCCCCCGCUGCCGCCGCCGGCGCCCUGGAGGUGGCCAAGGCGGACAUGCUGGCGGGUAAAGGCGACGCGGGCGCGGCGGCGGCGGCGGAGCUGGAGGAGAAGGAGAAGGCGGCGGAGGAGAAGAAGGGGGCGGCGGAGGGGGCCAAGGACGGGGAGAGCGGGAAGGAAGGGGAGAAGAAGAACGGCAAGUACGAGAAGCCGCCGUUUAGCUACAACGCGCUCAUCAUGAUGGCCAUCCGGCAGAGCCCCGAGAAGCGCCUCACGCUCAACGGCAUCUAUGAGUUCAUCAUGAAGAACUUCCCCUACUACCGGGAGAACAAACAGGGCUGGCAGAACUCCAUCCGCCACAACCUCUCCCUCAAUAAGUGCUUCGUCAAGGUGCCCCGGCACUACGACGACCCGGGCAAAGGGAACUACUGGAUGCUGGACCCCUCCAGCGACGACGUCUUCAUCGGAGGCACCACCGGAAAGCUCCGCCGGCGCUCCACCACCUCGCGGGCCAAGCUGGCCUUCAAGCGGGGUGCCAGACUCACCUCCACCGGACUGACAUUUAUGGACAGGGCAGGAUCCUUGUACUGGCCUAUGUCCCCCUUCCUCUCCCUUCAUCAUCCCCGGGCUAGCAGCACUUUGAGUUACAACGGGACCACCUCCGCCUACCCCAGCCACCCCAUGCCCUACAGCUCAGUGUUGACUCAAAACUCCUUGGGGAACAACCACUCCUUUUCCACGUCCAAUGGGUUAAGUGUUGAUAGACUAGUCAAUGGAGAGAUACCUUAUGCCACUCAUCACCUCACAGCAGCAGCUCUGGCCGCCUCAGUGCCAUGUGGCUUGUCAGUUCCCUGCUCCGGCACCUAUUCCCUAAACCCCUGCUCUGUAAACCUCCUAGCAGGACAGACGAGUUACUUUUUCCCCCAUGUUCCUCACCCUUCAAUGACUUCUCAAAGCAGCACUUCAAUGACGGCCAGGGCAGCCUCCUCCUCCACGUCGCCACAGGCGCCCUCCACUCUCCCCUGUGAGUCCUUAAGACCUUCUUUGCCAAGUUUUACAACGGGACUUUCCGGAGGACUUUCUGAUUAUUUCACACAUCAAAAUCAGGGGUCUUCUUCAAACCCUUUAAUACAUUAACAUCCAUGGGAUCAGACUGUAAGUGAACAUUUUACACACAUUUGCAUUGUAAAUGAUAAUUAAAAGGAA
Molecule: messenger RNA, 1622 nt
Organism: Melopsittacus undulatus (budgerigar)
Lineage: Eukaryota; Metazoa; Chordata; Aves; Psittaciformes; Psittaculidae
Gene: FOXG1
Product: forkhead box G1
Exons: 1
Coding region: 180-1553 (457 amino acids)
Biological process (GO): regulation of transcription by RNA polymerase II
Cellular component (GO): nucleus
Molecular function (GO): sequence-specific double-stranded DNA binding; DNA-binding transcription factor activity
Source: RefSeq, a predicted model, not a curated record